GCAGCCGAGGAGAAGCUCAAGAAGCUUCAGCAGAUGGCCAGGAAGAUCGAGGCCUCGAAUCAGGAGGAAGGGGUUGUUCCACAUAUGAUGGCAGCCCCGGUAGAGCCACCUCGGCGACCUAUUGCGACCCCUGCCCGUGGGACGGAUGUGCUAGUACGACCAGUGUCUACGGAUGCACAGCCUCAAUCCCAAGACCUGUGGGAGGAAGCUUUGCCUGCUGGGUCUAAGGCCACUGAUGGUCUUGAGGAACCUGCUUCCAUGAAUGCGGAACCUAAGGCCUCCGCUGAGACAGGUCAGUUGGAGGAAACCGAAAGUGCCAGACCCAAUGGACCCGUGGAGCCCGAACAUCCAACAACCUUCGCUGAAGCACACAUGGGCAGUGACUCAGACGAUGAGUUGGUUAUGGAAUGCGAUUGUGAUUUUCAUGAACUUCGUGAGCUUCUUCACGCCAGCCUGGUCAAGGAGGAGAUAGCUGCACCGCUGACGCCCACAGAGGCUUUCAAUCAGCGGAUGGAGAUUGUUAUCCGCAACAUCAAGGAGGGGAAAGUCGUCAUCGAUAGUGGCUACUACACGGAGGCGACAAUGAAAUCAGAACUGAACUUCGACAAGGACCGAAUAAAGGCCAUCGUGAAGUACUGCACCGCCUCGAAAGCCAGGAGGAAGGCCUUGACAAGGAAAGACAAGUACCAAUCCCACAUCGUCGAGUAUUGGGUGGAUGUUCGCACCAGUGGGAGCUUGUCCCGGAGCACAAAGGAAGAGUUUAACCAAUUCGUCGAGGUCAUCGACAGCAAUGCAUCGUUGCCGGCACCAACGUUGGGUGACGAAGCUCUCCCAUGCUACGACGAGGACAAUGACGACGAGGACGACUCAGAGGAUGAAGACGACGAAGUCAAUGUUGAGGAUAAGACCCCCAGCACAAAGCGCAGGAGACCCAAGAAGAGAGGGAAGAAAACCCCCAGCCCCAAGAGCAAGCUGUUGGCCAAACAGAAGAAAGAGAAGCAGGAGAAGGAGGAAGCAGUGGAAAGUGCUUUGGAGGCCAAUUGUGUCAUCAAACUGAUCCCAGCAAUUUUAAUUCCCUGUCUAUUUUAG
Molecule: messenger RNA, 1089 nt
Organism: Symbiodinium necroappetens
Lineage: Eukaryota; Dinophyceae; Suessiales; Symbiodiniaceae
Source: the annotation of a GenBank genome assembly